CGUCAUGGCUUUCCACCAGAUACCGUUUACGAUAUUUUUCCUGGCCCUCGGCUUGGCUGCCGGGGUUGAUCUCUACUGCCCACCCUUCUGGACUCGCUUCGGUGACAACUGUUACCGUUUCUUCGGUCCACCCAAGACCUGGCUAGCAGCCGAGGAACACUGCCAAGAGUUCUUCACCCGAAACGGCCAGGGGCACCUGGCGUCCAUCCACUCCUCUGCAGAGAAUAACCUCCUGAUAAAGAUGUGGGAAACCUCUCUCGUCCCAAAUGAGGAAUUCUUGGGAGGCCACGUCUGGCUCGGAUUCAACGAUCGGUCGAUGGAAGAAACCUUCGCCUGGAGUGACGAGACCCACUUUCACUACGAAGCAUGGCUGGACGGGCAGCCGGACGACGCAGGAGGGAGAGAGGACUGCGGUGCUUUCUGGAGGACCCACAAUCGGGUUGGAUGGAACGACGAUAGGUGUGAAGUUACCUUGCCGUAUCUUUGCAAAAUGCCUAAAGAGACAUCUGUGGAAGCUAUCGGCUUGGCUGCUGGGGUUGAUCUAGACUGCCCACCCUUCUGGACUCGCUUCCGUCACGACUGUUACCGUUUCUUCGGUCCACCCAAGACCUGGCAAGCGGCCGAGGAGCACUGCCGGGAGUUCUUCACCCGUAACGGCCAGGGGCAUCUUGCGUCCAUCUUCACCUCUGAAGAAAACGACUUUGUGCUGCAGAUGUGGCAAACCUCUCUAGUCCCAAAUGGGGAUCGCUCCCUGGGACAACACGUCUGGCUCGGAUUUAACGAUCGGUUGACUGAAGGAACCUUCACCUGGAGUAACGGGAUGCCGUUUACCUUCGAAGCAUGGCAAUAUUGGCAGCCGGACGACGCGGGAGAUGAAAAGGACUGCGGUACGUUGUGGAAGACCGACGAUCAGGUUGGAUGGAAUGAUAAUCCGUGCGGCCAAUCUGGGCCAUACCUUUGCAAAAUGCGUUCUAAUAUGCAUAGGGGCUAUUAUUAAGUAAAUAGUCCGUCAAGGGUGAAGGAUCGAUUAUGUGGCAAACCCAUCCGUGCCAACACAUUCAAUUCCAAUAAACGUAUACCCCUGAACAGAGAAACUACAGACUUUCACUGCAGCGGUACCUUUAUAGGUUUGGCGUUUCAGAUUCAGAACGCGUCUACUCAAACUUUCCCUGUUCCACAGACGGUAACUCUUGAACUUCGUCACGAGCGUGGCUCGUUCUUUGUUUCCUCACUUUGAGCAGAGGCGGUAUUUCGGGAACAUAAAACCGUCUCUUAUGAUGUAUAUAUAAAAGAAGAGAUUGACCGUGUGAUACAGUCAGUAGUUACACCUAUGGAAGAAUCUCCAGGGUCUUUU
Acanthaster planci (crown-of-thorns starfish) is the source of this 1354-nucleotide messenger RNA. Its product is annotated as echinoidin pseudogene. Lineage: Eukaryota; Metazoa; Echinodermata; Asteroidea; Valvatida; Acanthasteridae. The record is from RefSeq and is a predicted model, not a curated record.